Molecule: messenger RNA, 6904 nt
Organism: Sus scrofa (pig)
Lineage: Eukaryota; Metazoa; Chordata; Mammalia; Artiodactyla; Suidae
Gene: ADGB
Product: androglobin
Biological process (GO): proteolysis
Molecular function (GO): oxygen binding; heme binding; calcium-dependent cysteine-type endopeptidase activity
Source: RefSeq, a predicted model, not a curated record
ACUGAGAGAGGCCAGGGACAGAAUCUGCAUCCUCAUGAAUGCUAGUCAGAUUCGUGUCUGCUGAGCCACAACGGGAACUCCUGCUCCUUUAUUUUCAGUUAGGGGAGUUCUCUGGAAAUCUAAGUGAGGCAGAGCCCUCCAGAUGUCUUCAUUGUCUUUACACAUACCGCUGUAUGUAGGGCAUUUCUUCAGUCAUAUCAUUAACACUGAUGACUUUGAAGUUAUUUAUCUUGCAUAUAGAAUACAGGGAAAUUGCUAUCUGAUUGUCUUCUAUGUAACAACCGAUAAUAAGUUUGGGAUAGGCUGACAAAGCAAAAGCUAUGCUGAGUGGAGAAGGCUAGGCAUUCAUUUGUCAGAGCAGUUGAAAGAUUUGCUUUGCAGGAACCUGCUUUUCCCCUGUAGAUUUGGGCCACUGAGCAGUUCCAAGUACAGAGGGAAUGUCUUUAUUUAAAGAUGAUUAAUUAUCUCUAGGCUCAAGAAAGAGGUCAUCUCGUUAAAGGGGUUCUAAACCUCAGGCCUGUUUAUGGUUAAGUCUCUCUGAAGUGAGGUUGCAUUGGGCCAGAGCAAUAUUUGGUUUUAUUUUAAGGUACUUUAAAGCUUUUCCAGUCUAAGCAUUUCUCAGCUUCAUUGAUUCAUGUUAUCUGCCUGCUCGUUGAAGGCAUUUGAGCUGUCAUCUCUGAAAUAGGGGCUGCCAUUUGCUGUGCUUUCAUUGUGUGCUAAACAUGUUACAUACAGAUUAUCCUCAAAAUAGAAUUGUGUUAGGUAUUAGCAUCUUCUGUUUACAAGCACGUAAACUUGAGACUCAAAAGGAAGAACUUGCUUGCCCAAGGAAAGAUAACUUAUAAACACCACUAGGAAUGGCUGACGACUAAACUCCAGGCUUAAUGGGUCUUGGUUUGCUUGUGACAUCUGGGUCCACUGCCUUCUCAUGUUAGUUUAUCAAGAGCUACUCCAUUCCAUGACUUGGGUUUAUUCUUUCAUGUGAACAACCCAGACACCCGACCUAUUUCAUCAGAGAUAUCGUCAUUAUCAAACCUUAAGAGACUGAGAGUGUCAUGAUCUUGCCUGCCCUGAAGUGCUCCCCCUGCAUUCAUUACCGGACCCACAAUUUCCAGGCCAUUGGCCAAUUCAGUGUGUCCCUAAUGUCUCCUUAAUUAUUACUACAGGAACUUGUUCAGUGCAGAGAAGACCCGGGGAAGGGAGCUCUCAUAGAAUAUCUUCAAAGAGUUGAAAAUCCAAGAGAGAGUCCACAUAUGUCUGUGGUUUUGAAGGGCAAAGUCUGGCAGAAUCAACCUGAUAGAAAAGUUCCAACUUAUCCAACUUAUUGAUGGCGUGGAUUUGGCCAUCAAGCCUAUGGCCAAAUCCAUGCCAGGGGCACCUUCUCCCCCAGACACCCAACCCCUAGGUUUCCACCUGCCUGAGCUCUCGGCAGCACAAGUCCCUAUUCCGUCCUCAGAGCCGCAGUGGCUACAGCCGCGUUGAGCCCCAGAGGCACCUGUGCCGCUUCUGCGACGCUUCUGGCAGUUGCAGCCCGCCCACCGCCGUCUCCUGGCAACGGCAGACGCGGAGCCUGGGUCGCUGAGCCAGCUCUUGGCUCAGAGCUCAGCCCCUGCCUGGGUCUGCGUCUGCCAUGGCCACUAAACAAACCAGAAAGAAAGAGGUGCAUCGUAUCAAUUCGGCGCACGGAUCGGAUAAAUCUAAAGAUCAGUACCCCUUUAGCAGUAAUCUACAACCCAGUGAACAGAAGAAGGGGAGAUUUCCAAUCUGGCCAGAAUGGAGCGAAGCUGACAUAAAUGCCGAAAAAUGGGACGCAGGCAAAGGUGGGAAAGAAAAGGACAAAACAGGGAAAAGUCCUGUACUUCAUUGUUUUGAAGACCCUGAAGGAAAGAUUGAAUUCCCACCAUCACUGAAAAUUUAUUCCUGGAAACGUCCACAGGAUUUUUUAAUUAACAGGCCUCCAGUCGUUGUGAAAAAUGAAACCCUGUUUGACUUGUUUUCAGCAAAUGAGCAUUUACUCUGCAGUGAGCUGAUGAGAUGGAUUAUCAGCGAAAUCUACGCCGUGUGGAAGAUAUUCAAUGGGAGUGCUUUGACUAAUUAUCUUAAAGGGACUUCAGGAGAACCUCCUGUUUUGGCCUGGAAGCCCUGGGAACACAUAUACUCUCUUUGCAAGGCUGUGAAGGGUCACACGCCCUUGUUCAAUAGCUAUGGAAAGUACGUUGUGAAACUUUACUGGAUGGGUUGCUGGAGAAAGAUAACUAUUGAUGACUUUCUGCCUUUUGAUGAAGAAAAUAAUCUGUUGCUUCCAGCUACCACCUAUGAAUUUGAACUUUGGCCAAUGCUUUUGUCUAAAGCUAUCAUUAAGCUGGCAAAUGUUGACAUCCAUGUCGCAGAGAGGAGAGAGCUGGGAGAGUUCACAGUGAUUCACGCACUCACAGGAUGGUUACCAGAAGUCAUUUCUCUCCACCCAAGAUAUAUGGACAAAGUUUGGGAGCUCUUGAAAGAAAUAUUGCCUGAGUUUAAGCUGUCAAAUGAGUCCAACUCUGAAAGCAAAAUAGCAGAGAUAGAUGCCAAAUUAAAAGAACAAGGGAAAGACAUGAAGGAUGUGAAAAAUGGCAAAGAAGUGAAAGAUGGCAAGGAAUUCAAACCUGAAGGUUCAGCAACAACAUUAAAAUUUCCUGAGAAAAGUGACAAAGUUUUAAAGGAGAAAGCAGAUGCAAAAGACCUUGGGAAGAAGAAGAGUAAAGAUGGAGAGAAGGAAAGGGAAAAGGACAAAUUCAAAUGGUCACUCCAUGGUUCCAGACCCUCAUCAGAUGUACAGUACUCUCUACAGUCUUUGUCAGAGUGUUCUUCAGCAAUACAGUCUCCUCAGAUGGUUGUAUAUGCUACCUUUACACCUCUCUAUUUGUUUGAAAAGAAGAUCUUUUUAUUAGAAAAGAUGGCUAGUUCUGCUGAGAAGCUUAGAGAAUAUGGACUUUCCCACAUCUGCAGCCAUCCCGUGCUGGUGACAAGAACUAGGUCUUGCCCUCUUAUAGCACCGCCAAAACCACCUCCUGUACCGUCCUGGAAACUCUUUCGUCAAAAAAAGGAAACUGUUAUAACAGAUGAAGCGCAAGAAGUAGUAAUAAAGAAGCCUGAACAGUUCCUUGAGAUUUCAAGUCCGUUUUUAAACUAUAGAAUGCCUCCAUUUACAAUUCCAACAGAAACUCAUUUUGUGCAAUCUUUUAUUAAGAAAGGUGUACUCCCAGGAUCUGGCUUAUCUUCCAUUACUGAAAAUGAUGAAACUGCAGUCUAUAGCCAGAUAGACUUAGGUCAAUUGACAAGAAAUAUCUCUCAGGGUAAUAUUGCUUCACAAGCUGUGCUUGGAAAAGAUGAACUAAUGGACUUUGGAUUGAAUGACAUAGCUCAUCCAGCUGAGGGAGUCAGCUUAGAACGAGAUUUGUUCAGCCAGACAACAGCAACACAGGAAAAAUCUCAGGAAGAACUUGCAACAAUAGAUAACGGUGUUUCUAAAGAAAUAUGGCUGGAUUUUGAAGACUUCUGUGUGUGCUUUCAGAACAUAUAUAUUUUCCACAAGCCAAGUUCAUAUUGCCUUAACUUUCAAAAAACAGAAUUCAAGUUCUCAGAUGAACGUGUGUCAUACUAUCUGUUUGUGGACAGUCUAAAACCUAUUGAACUACUGGUUUGCUUUUCCGCAUUGGUUCGCUGGGGAGAAUCUGGAGCUUUAACAAAAAACAGCCCUCCCACAGAGCCUGGACUACUCAUUGCUGAGACAGUUUCUUGGAAAUCUGUGAGUCCACGAGAUCCUGUUGCAAAGAUUCACACAUAUGCUACCAAGGCUACAGUGGUUCGCCUGCCUAUUGGGCGACACAUGCUGCUCUUCACCGCGUACGCCCCCGUGGGCCAUUCCAUACACAUCUGCAGCAUGGUGACCUUCGUCGUCGGGGACGAAGACGUUGUGCUACCCAACUUUGAACCGGAGAGCUAUCGAUUUACAGAGCAGUCUUUAACCAUUUUGAAGGCUGUUGGGCACGUGAUUGCUAAUUUCAAAUAUAAGGGUAAACUUCCUGCAGCCCUGAAGCAUCUACAAGCAGCUCACUACCCUAUCCCUCUCCAGGAUAAAGAACUAACUGCGCAGCACUUCAGGGUUUUUCAUAAUUCUUUAUGGCGUUUAAUGAAAAAAGUUCAAAUAGCAAAACCUCCCCCCAACCUCAAAUUUGCCUUCCGGGCUUUGGUUUUGGACUUGGACUCACUUGAUUCUUCUUUGGAAGAGGCUUCUUUAGCGGAAUGGGUAGAUGUUAAAAAUAAUGUGCCAGCGAGUGAUAAAGAGUAUUCUCCUGAGGAAAUAGCAGCAGCAAUUAAAAUUCAAGCCAUGUGGAGAGGGACCUAUGUCAGACUGCUUAUGAAAGCGAGAACACCAGACACACAGGAAAAUACUAGUGUGGCAGAGACUCUUCAAAAACUUUGGGCCGUACUGGAACAGAAUAUAGAACAGUAUGCAAUUUCUCUCUUAAGACUAAUGUUUAAGAGCAAGUGCAAGUCUAUGGAAUCUUAUCCAUGCUAUCAAGAUGAAGAAACUAAGGUUGCAUUUGCUGACUAUAUUGUGACUUAUUCAGACCAGCCACCAAAUACUUGGUUUAUAGUAUUCAGAGAAACAUUUUUGGUUCCUCAAGAUAUGAUUUUGGUUCCCAAAAUAUAUACUACACUUCCAGUCUGUAUGCUCCAUGUUGUUAACAAUGACACAAUGGAACGAGUGCCAAAGUUGUUCCAAAAAGUGGUGCCUUAUCUUUAUACCAAGAAUAAGAAAGGAUACACAUUCGUGGCUGAAGCAUACACUAGUGACUUGUAUGUGUCAUCUGCACGGUGGAAACUGCGCCUCAUUGGUUCUUAUCACCCACUCCCAUGCCUGUCUCGAGACCCUCCAUGUAAUACCUUUGCCAUAAAGGAAAUCAGAGACUACUACAUACCCAAUGAUAAGAAACUUGUAUUCAGGUACUCAAUUAAAGUUGCACUACCACAUCCUGUUACAAUACAGGUACGUGUAUCUAAACCAGAUGCAUUUAUCAAGCUACAGAUCCUAGAAAAUGAAGAGGUUAUCGUGAGCUCCACUGGGAAGGGCCAAGCUAUAAUUCCGACAGUUAACUUCUUGGGGAAUGAGAAAGCCUUGAGCUCUCAGUCUAGUAAGCAAAUUCUGAGUCAUGCUUCAUUCAAGAGAGAGCAAGACUUUUACCUUAAGAAGAAAUCUGCCCAGGGAAGUCAGAAAUCCUAUAAAAGACCCGGAAGUGCAGUAGCAGACUCUGGUCAACCUAUUUUGGAUGAGGAAACCGUGUCUGUACCCAGUACAGAAGAAAAUGCCAGCACACCACAGCAGGUAUACAAGUAUAUUAUACAGUGUUUGGUGUUAUAUAACAGUUGGCCUCUCACUGAAAGUCAGCUGAUGUUUGUUCAAGCACUAAAAGACUUAGAGAAAAAUGAUAACAAAGCACAUGGAGAGAAACAUGAGGAAUUAAUUACCUUGGGAAGCCCUGAUUCCCACACUAUUAGUGAGGGACAAAAAUCUUCAGGGACUUCUAAAACAAGGAAAGGCAAAGAAAAGUCUUCUGAGAAAGAAAAGCUAGCCAAAGAAAAACAAGCACCUCGCUUUGAGCCUCAGAUGUCCAUUGCUCACUCUCAAGAAGACCCAAAUAAGCCCUUCUGGAUUUUGAGGUUGGUCACUGAACACAAUGAAGCAGAAUUUUUUGAAGUGAAAAAAGAUACCGAACGAGCAGAUGAAAUCCGAGCCAUGAAGCAAGCCUGGGAGAUGACGGAGCCAGGAAGAUCGAUCAAGGCUUCCCAGGCUCGUCUCCAUUAUCUCAGCCGGUUCAUUAAGAAAACGCCUGACACCGAGGGUGUGCUUAUGUCUGAGAGCCAAACCAAAGCAGGGGAAGAAGGGCCUCGUUCACGAUCGCCAACAAUUUUGGAAAUGUCUCCACAACUUAUUCGGAAAAAACUACAAUGUGUAGACUUAAGUCAAUAUAUACAGAAAACAGAUACUGAUAUUCUGCUGCAAACGGAUGAACUGAAUCAGCAGCAGGCAAUGCAAAAGGCAGAGGAGGUUCAUCAGUUUCGACAAUAUAGGUCCAGAAUCCUCAGCAUUCGAGACAUUGACCAAGAAGAAAGGUUGAAAAUAAAGGAUAAAGUUUUGGAGAUGUACGGGGAAAUGCAGGACUCCUUAGAUGAAGCCCGGCAAAAGAUCUUCAAUAUCCGGGAGGAGUACAGAAACAAGUUGCUGGAAGCGGAGCGCUUAAGGUUGGAGGAUCUGGCUGCAGAGGAAGCCGCCAGACGUGUGGAGCCAGAAAAGAAGGGCCCAGCUCCUAACUCAAAGAAAAAAAAUAAAGGAAAGAAGCAGUAACCUGGAGAGGCCCCAUACUUCUUUUUCUCUGAGGAAGAAGAAAAACUUAUUUUUAAUUAUCUAUGACUUUGCCUUUGAUAAAAAAAAAUUGUAUUAGGUCAAUUGAAAAUAGAUGUUUUCUCACCUUAGACAUAGUUUCUGAGUUUUAAUGUUAAUGAAUUAGUUUUUCCCAGGAAGCUAUUAUUUGAGUUAAAAUUUUUCUAAUGUCCAUAAAGGUAGCCUAAAAUUAUUCAGAAUGGAACAAAAUGUAUGUGUCUCACUCCGAAUUGCUUCUCUUUUAGUUAGUAUUAGAACAGGACCAUAAGGGGUCAAACAGGACUGCCUUUGAAAAGUUUAACAGCGAGAAAAAUAGCUAUUGUUCAUUUGUCCCUAAAGACUUUAAAAUGUUUUUAAAAUUGCUUCAAAAUCGUUAAACAGAUAGUUAACAGUCUGCAUCAGUAUAGAUUCAAGCAUGAAAAAGUAUGCUCAAAAUAAAAAAAUAUUUUUUUUAAAAAUUAAAUAAAAAUAUGCUGCAGA